Molecule: messenger RNA, 1797 nt
Organism: Priceomyces carsonii
Lineage: Eukaryota; Fungi; Ascomycota; Pichiomycetes; Serinales; Debaryomycetaceae
Exons: 1
Coding region: 1-1797 (598 amino acids)
Biological process (GO): carbohydrate metabolic process
Source: RefSeq, a predicted model, not a curated record
AUGUUACAUGUACACAGUAAGAUAGUGAGGAUCUUGAGACUAUGCUUGGCCGUUACAUUUAUCGGAGGGCUUUAUUUAAUUACAAAAUCGUUGACUUCUGGAUCUGAAACCACACUUAAAUCUGACAUCUUAGAUACAAAUAGGUUUCUUCAAUUCAAAACGAGUGGAAAAGAGUCUCUCGCUAAACACAUACAGAAUUCUGAAAGUCACGACUUGGUGAAGGACACAAUAGAUGAAAAGUUUCUCCGAGAAUUGGAUGAACAGACUAUGAAAUGCCCAGAUUAUACUGAAUACUCCAAGCAUAAACAUGCUCCCUUUUCUACGGGACAGCAUAACUUUCCAUAUAUGCGACCAGUUCCUAAAUGUCGAACGUUUGUAUCAAAUGCUGUGGAGAAGGUUAUAACAGACUUGAAAGAUAAAGUCCAGGACCCAGAUAUGGGAAGGUUGAUUGAAAAUUGUUUGCCUAAUACAUUGGAUACCACCAUCCUAUGGCACCAAAAUUCAGACUCUGAAGAACCACAGUCAUUUGUUGUAACAGGUGACAUUCAUGCUGAAUGGUUAAGGGAUGCAGCUAGACAAUUGUCCGUAUACCAGCCUUUCAUCAAGCAUGAUAAUUCUUUGAAGACAUUGAUAAGAGGCGCAAUAAACACUCAAGCGAAGUAUGUUAUAAAUUCUCCAUAUUGUAAUGCUUUCCAUCCUCCAAGAGGGUCGCAUGUAAAAAAAGGGAACUCCGCUAUUGACAAUGUUUACCCAAGGCCAGAUUGGAAGAGUGUUUUCGAAUGUAAGUACGAACUUGAUUCUUUGGCUUCAUUUUUGACCCUUUCAAACGAGUAUUUCGAUCAUUCAGAAGGGGAUGCAUCUUUUAUAACAAGCAGCUGGUUGAGGGCUUUCGAAAAACUUCUUAUCGUACUAAAACGGGAAUCGCAGCCGUCUUUCGAUGAUAAAACAGGACAAGCAUUGUCGUAUUAUUAUUCCUUUCAGAGGCAAACAAACAUAGGAUCCGAGACCCUACCGUUAGCUGGAGUUGGGAAUCCAGUGAACUUUGGGACUGGUUUAAUACGUAGCGCUUUCAGACCUAGUGAUGAUGCCACGAUUUUACAGUUUUUCAUCCCUGCUAACAUUCAUAUGUUAGUUGAACUUAAGAAAGCUCGCUCAUUUUACUUAAAUCAUAAACAUGUUAAGUCAAAUUCUGCUAACUCAAUGUUCGAGGUUGUGGAUACCUUCAUAGAGAACAUAUCUAUGGGAAUUGAAAAAUAUGGGAUCGUGCAACAUCCCGUAUAUGGAAAAGUAUAUGCCUACGAAGUUGAUGGAUAUGGAAGUGUUUUAUUCAUGGAUGAUGCGAACGUGCCGUCUUUGCUUUCAAUCCCCGACUUAGGGUAUUUGAGCGUCAACGAUGAAGUAUAUCAAAAUACUAGAAAAAUGAUUCUUUCAAAAUCUGGAAAUCCUUACUAUUUGGUUGGAAAAUAUUUUGAAGGUAUUGGUGGACCUCAUGUUGGUAUUUAUAAUGCUUGGCCGAUGUCUUUACUUAUUCAAAUCAGAACUACGGAUGAUGAUAAUGAGAUUAUGAAAAAUUUGAAAUUAAUCAUGGAUUCUACAGCGGGAUUUGGACUAAUGCACGAAAGUAUUCACGUCAAUUCAAGGUUAUAUGAUUAUACAAGAUCAUGGUUUGCUUGGUGUAAUUCUGAGUUCGGUAAGACUAUUUUACAUUUGGCCAAAUUUAAACCCCAUUUGAUUUUCAAGAAAGAAUUCUCCCAAAGUCCUUACAAUAUUGACAGCAUAUUAUCAAAUUUGAAAUAG